UUUACAUUGGUUGUAGCCUGUCACGUGACCACCACCCACAGGAGGUCAUAGUUGUCUCCAUGGUUGACUCACCUUGAUAUUUUGCAACUACAUCAUCGCCUCAGUGCGGAAAUAAAUGUCCACUGACGCGUCCGCUGGGUGUCGGGUUUUACGCAUGGCGUCCGCCAAACGGGACAGAGUGCCACCUCUUAGCACCCUACUAUUUAAAGGUGGGAAUGCUCCGACACCCAGCCCCCCCUGCACACCUGCUCCUCUCCGUCUGUCCCCGUCUGACAGACCGGCCGGUCCUCCUCAUCCUCCUCCCUUCGUCCUCCCCGUCUUCACCGGAGCUCGGUUCCUGUGUCCACAUCGUGCGCUCUUCCUUUGGCGGUUUGUUCUGGAUUUCCACUUUUGGGUUCCCCUCCCUCUCUGUUGGAUUUAACCUGUCUGUUUAGUAACCCCCCCCCCUCCACAAUCAACUUUUUACACCCGCGAACCUGUGAUCGAUGGCGGAGGGUGUGCGCCCCGAGGACUACUGCGACGAGCCGGUGGAGGACGAGUUUGGAGAGAUAAUCAAGUGUCGAUCUGAUGAAAGAGAAGACGUUCAGAAGAAGACUUUCACAAAAUGGGUAAACUCACAGUUGGCUAAGACAGGAAAACCACCAGUGGAGGAUCUGUUCUCAGACCUGUGUGAUGGACGACGCCUGCUGGAGCUGCUGGAGGGGCUGGCAGGACAUGAACUGGUGAGGUUGGAGAAAGGAUUCACGCGUGUUCACUCGCUCAACAAUGUCAACCGAGCUCUGCAGAUCUUGCAGAAGAACAAUGUUGAAUUGGUGAAUAUCGGAGCGGCAGACAUCGUUGAUGGAAAUCACAAACUGAUUCUCGGGCUCAUCUGGAGCAUCAUUCUCCACUGGCAGGUAAAGGAUGUGAUGAAGGAUGUGAUGGCGGGCCUACAGCAGACCAACAGUGAGAAGAUUCUGCUGAGUUGGGUUCGUCAGAACACACGCCAGUAUCCUCAGGUCAAUGUGGUUAACUUCUCCAGUAGCUGGAAUGAUGGAUUGGCCUUCAAUGCCCUCAUCCACAGCCACAGACCUGAGCUGUUUGAUUGGAGCACAGUGGAGAAAAAGACGUCGGCGAUCGACAGACUGGAACACGCCUUUAAUAAGGCAGAACAACACCUGGGGAUAGAGAGACUGCUGGACCCCGAGGAUGUGGCCGUGCCUCACCCCGACAAGAAGAGUGUCAUCAUGUACAUCACGUCACUCUUCCAGGUGCUUCCACAAAGUGUUUCCAUGGAGGCCAUCCAGGAAGUGGAGAUGCUGCCCCGGGCGGCGGCGAGCAGCAUCACCCGGGUGACGACUGAGGAGCACUAUCAGAUCCAGACCCAGCAGCGCUACUCUCAGCAGAUCACAGUGAGUGUGGCUCAAGGGCGAGUGCAGAGUCCCUCCCCUCAGCCUCGCUAUAAAAGCUAUGCCUACACCCAGGCUGCAUAUGUCAAGUCGCCUGAGCAAAAGAGGAGGCGUUUUACUGAUCAGCUCCUGUUUCCUGGCCAAGAGGAGCUGCAGCGGGGCCUCAGUCCUCUGCCUCCAGGCUCCACCAGCCUGGAGAGUUACCAGGCUGCACUGGAGGAGGUGUUGACAUGGCUGCUGUCAGCUGAAGAUGGGCUUCAGAGCCAGCCUCCCAUCUCCAACCAUGUGGAGGAGGUGAAGGAGCAGUUCCACACACAUGAGGGGUACAUGGUGGAGCUUACCACCCACCAGGGCAGCGUGGGGCGGGUUCUCCGGGCUGGUGCUGCCCUGCUGGCGGAGGGGAACCUGAGUGAGGAGGAGGACUCUGAAGUCAGGGAACAGAUGAACCUCCUCAACUCCCGGUGGGAGCACCUGAGAGUGGCUAGCAUGGAGAGACAGAGCAGGCUCCACGAGGUCCUAAUGGACCUGCAGCACCAGCAGUUGCAGCAGCUCACAGACUGGUUGGAUGUGACGGAGGCACGGAUCAAGAAGAUGGGGGCUCAACCAUUGGGUCCUGACCUGGAGGACGUCAAGCAUCAAGUGGAAGAGCAUAAGCUCCUGCAGGAGGACCUGGAGCUGGAGCAGGUCAGGGUCAACUCUCUAACCCACAUGGUGGUGGUGGUGGACGAGACCAGUGGAGACAGCGCCACCGCUGCCUUGGAGAGCAAACUUCAGGUGCUAGGUGACCGCUGGGCAGCCAUUUGUAGAUGGACAGAAGAACGCUGGAUUCUGCUUCAAGAGAUUUUACUGAAAUGGCAGCACUUCACUAAUGAACAGUGUUUAUUUGACUCCUGGCUGACUCAGAAGGAGGAGCUGGUUAGCUCCAUAAAGACCUCCAACCUGAAGGACCAGACAGAGAUGGUGGCCUGCCUCCGCCGUCUUGCUACGGUGAAGGCAGACCUGGAGGUGAAGCGUCCCACCAUGGACAGGCUGUGCUCCAUGAGUCAGGACCUGCUGUCCAGCGUCAAAAACAAGGAGGUGGCCAGCAAACUGGAGGCCAGACUGGACAGUUUUGCCCAGCGCUGGGACAAACUGAUCCAGAGUCUGGAGAUGAGCAGCUCCCAGCUCUCAACGGCUGUCAGUGUGGCCCAGCAGUCCGAGCUGACCCACUCUGUCACAGCCACCGUUACCAAGGUGACAACAAGGGAGAAGGUGUCAGCUGUGCGCCAGCCCCGAGAGUCUCCGCCACCACAGAAGAAGAGACAAGUGGUUGUGGAUUCUGAACUCAGGAAAAGGUUUGACGUGGACUUCACAGAGGUCCACAGCUACAUGACCCGUGGCGAGGCCAUCCUACAGAGCCCCGAGUUCUCUGUGUCACGCAAGGACGGCGGUAUUCAGGAAUUGCACGACAAAGUGCAGGCGAUAGAAAGAGAACGGCCAGAGAAGUACCGAAAGCUUCAGGAGGCAACACGCACGGCGCAGACCCUGGUGGAGCAGGAGGGGACUCGUGCUGAUGACAUUGCCCAGGCAGCGGAGCAGCUGAACCAGCGUUGGGUGGGAUUCUGUGCCCUGUUGGCAGAGAAGCUGGCAUGGCUGGCUUACCAGACAAAGGUGCUUGCCUUCUACAGCUUGUAUGAGCAGUGUGAGCAGGCUGUGGACAACAGUGAGAACUGGCUCAAAGUUCAGCUGCCUCCAGCAUCUGAACCAGAACCUCUCAGAGUACAACUGGACAGAUGCCGGGAGGAAGUGGCUCGCCUGGCCUCACUGCAGCCCCAGGUGGAGCUAAUGGAGAAGCAGCUGAAAGAGCUGAAAGAGGAGAAGGAAGGGGAGGACCCUGCAGCCUUCCUGGACGCCGACAUCAACGCGUUCAAAGAGCACUACAAUAAGGUCCUGGAGGAUCUGAGGGCGAGAGAGAGACAGCUACAACUGGUUUUGGAGAGCUUGCCCCCGGCUCGAUAUAAGGAAACCAUAUCAACGCUACUGGCAUGGUUACAACAGUGCGAGGCCAAGCUAGCCAUCCCAUCCACGGCCGUUACAGAGUAUCCUAUUAUGGAACAGAGACUGAAGGACGUUCAGGCCCUCCAGGUGGCUCUGGCUGAACACCAGGGGGAGGUGGACUACCUGACGUCGGCCGUAGACCAGGUCUUCCAGAAAGCUCCGCCAGACAUCAGCCAGAGGUAUCGCACAGAGAUGGACGCCAUCAUGGCGCGCUGGAAACGACUCGGCACCACGCUGACAGAGAACGCCCAGAGAAUCCAGGAGCUCAUGGCCAAACUGAUGCAGUUUGAGAAUGAUGUAAAGACGUUAAAGAAGUGGAUGGCAGAUGUGGAUGUCUUUCUGAAUGAAGAAUGGCCGGCGCUUGGAGACUCUGAAGCCUUGGAGAAACAAUUAGAGCAGUGCACGGCCCUGGUGAAUGACAUCCACACCAUCCAACCCAGCGUCAACGGCAUCAACGAGGUGGGCCUAUACCUCAAAAAGGAGGCCGAGCCACCGUUUGCCAUCCACAUCCAGAAAGAACUGGACGAACUCAACGCCCAGUGGGAGAACGUCUGCAAACAGGCCUACGCUAAGAAGUCAGCUCUGAAAGGAGGCCUUGAUAAAACCAUGGCUCUGAGGAAGGAGAUGCAGGAGAUGCAGGAGUGGAUCAACCAAGCCGAGGAAGACUACCUGGAGAGAGACUUCACAUACAAGACGCCCGAAGAGCUACGCAAAGCUGUAGAGGAGCUCAAGAGGGCCCAAGAAGAAGUCCACUCCAAGGAGCUAAAAGUCAAACUCUUGACCGACAGCGUUAACAGUUUCAUCGCCAAGGCCCCACCCACGGCCCACGAUGCCUUGCGCUCGGAGCUGGACGUGCUGACGGCCAACUACCAGCGCCUUUGUAGCCGGCUGGAUGGGAAAUGUAAAACUCUGGAGGAGGUGUGGGCGUGUUGGUGCGAGUUGCUCUCCUACCUGGAGCAGGAGAACGCCUUCCUGGACCAGCUGGAGCAGAAACUGGAUGAGACAGAAAACCUGCAAGGAGGAGCAGAGGAGUUGCAGGAGGCACUGGAUGGCCUAGAGGUUCUUCUGCGCCACCCAGAGGACAACAGGAACCAGAUUCGGGAGUUGGCUCAGACGCUGAUGGACGGAGGCGUUCUGGAUGAGCUGAUACAGCAAAAACUAGACGCUUUCAACACUCGAUGGGAUGAACUUAUGGCGAGGGCGGCGCUCAGGCAGAAGGAGCUGGAGAAGAGCGUCCAGUGGGCCCAGGAGAAUGACAAGACACUCAGGCAGAUGCAGGAGUCACUGGCCAACACGGACCGCCACCUCACUGCGUACCUGACUGACCACAUCGAUGCCCAGCAGUUACCUCAGGAGGCUCAGAAAAUCCAAACAGAGCUGAGCGGCCACGAUGCGACCCUGGAGGAGAUGAGGAAGAAGAAUCAGGAGAAGGAACCGGCGCAGAGGGUCAUGGGACAGAUAGACCUCACCCAGAAAAUGCUGACCGACGUGUGGACGAAGUUCCGGCUCUUCCAGAAGCCUGCCAACUUCGACGCGCGGCUGCUCGAGUGCGAGCGUGUGCUGGCUGGGGUUAAAAGCCAGGUGGGGGUGCUGGACAUCCGCAGUGUGGAGCAGGACGUGGUGCAGUCUCAGCUGGAGCAAUGCAUGAAGUUGUACAAGGUGCUGAGUGAAGUGAAAGGGGAGGUGGAGACGGUGAUAAAAACAGGCAGGCAGAUCGUCCAGAAGCAGCAGACUGAGCAACCCAAAGAGCUGGAUGACCGGGUGACCGCCCUUAAACUGCUCUACAACCAGCUGGGAGCACAGAUAACAGAGAGUAAGCUGGAGCUGGAGAAGAGCCUGAAGUUGUCCAGGAAGCUUCGUAAGGAGCUGAACGGGCUGACGGAGUGGCUCGCUGCCACUGACGCAGAGCUGACCAGGCGCUCCGCGGUGGACGGCAUGCCCAGUGACCUGGAGGCUGAGGUGGCGUGGGCGCAGUCCACCCAUGGUGAGACAGAGAGACGUCAGCCGCAGCUGCAGGCGGUGGUUGACCUCGCAGAGGCCCUUAAGGCCGUGCUGCGGGGCCACGGGAGCCUGGUGGAUGACAAAGUCAGCCUGCUGCGCUGCAAUUGGAUUGCAGUCACAUCCAGAUCAGAAGAAUGGCUCAACCUGCUGCUGGACUACCAGCGGCAGAUGCAGAAGUUGGAUGGACAGAUAGAGGAAGUGAACGGAUGGAUCGAUGGAGCAGAGAAAAAGAUGAAUGAGAUGGACAGCCAGGGACCUGAUGAUGCCGCGCUUAAGGUGCUGCGUGCAGAGCUGGAGCUGACCAGGGGUAAGAUGGAGGAAGUGAGGGCUUUAGCCCAGGAGCUCAUGUCCACCAGGGGGGAGAACUGUCAGGCACAGGUGGGACCCAAAGUGGAGCAGCUCAACCAGAGAUUUGACACCAUCGCCCAACGCAUCAGCUCUGGACUGACGGCAGCGUCAGCCAAGGAGCUGGAGCAGUACCACAGUGAAGCACAGAUCUGGCUGGAGCUCCUGGAAGAGGAAGUCAAACAGGGAGAGAACCUCAAGGAGGAGGACUUCCAGGAGGACAAGGAUUGUGAGGAAGGUGCAGUGAAGGAACUAUUGUUGAAAGGAGAGAGUCUACAGAAGAGAGUCCCGGAUCAGGACAAGAGAGAGCAGAUCAGACUGAAACACAACCAGCUCAACAGCAAAUACAACACCGUCAAGGACCUGCGUUUGCAGAGGAAUAGGAAGGCGUUGGCCAUUGCUCCCCAGUGGUACCAGUACAGAAGGAAGUCACAUGACCUGUUGGCCUGGCUGGAUGACAUCCAACGCAGCGUGGACCAACUGCCUGACCCCCCUGAAGGAGAGAGGGUCAAGGAAAUUGGCUCAGAGUUCGACAAGAAGAAGGAGGAGCUUAAGGAGGUGCAGGGCUUAGCCAAUCAGCUCUCAGAAGCUGGAGCCGCCAAUCUAGUGGAGCCCCGCCAACUCCAGCUCAACACACGCUGGGUUGAGGUGGAGGGCAAGUUCAUUCCCUUCAAAAGACAAUGUGAGUACCUAUCAGAGCUGCAGGCGUUGCUGCGUUCAGUGUCAGAGACGGACUUCAAGCUGAACUCUCCUGAAUACUGGCCUGCAGCAUAUUAUAACCUGCCUCAGCAAGAGCACUGCCUGAAGGAUGUGAAAGAAAAUAUUGAAAAGCUGAAAGGCCCAGUGGAGGGAGCGUUGGCCCGCAAAGAGGAGAUGGUGUCCGGUGCUCGGCCUCUGGAGGGCCAGAGGAUCCAGGAAAGUGCCACCCUGCUCAGUACCAACUGGGACAAACUGAACAAGCUGUACCAGGACAGACUGAAGCGUUGGCAGGAUUGCAACUCCAAGUGGCUGACGUUCGUGUCGGAUCAGAAGACGCUGGAAGAGUGGCUGAAUGACGCCGAGGCUACUCUGAAACUGGCCGAGAGUGAGCCAGCAGCACACAGACAGCACCUCAGGGACUUGACGGAGGCCAUGCCGCUCCAGGAAGUGGUGCUGGGCAGAGUGAACUCAGCAGGAGAGGAAAUCAGCCAGUUGAGCACACCAGAUGAUGCCUCACAGCUCCGAACGCAGCUCAAAUUACUUGACACUCGCUGGGCUAACGUCUGCAAGGAGCUCAAUGAGCGCAAGAGGAGGUCUGCAGAGGCACGGUCAGCGACCGCAGGGCUGCAGGAGGACAUGGGCUCGAUGCUGUGCUGGUUGGACAAAGUGGAAGGUGUCCUGGCCAUCCCUCUGCAGCCUGCAGAGCCACAACAUAUCAAAGACACUCUGGGCAAAGUCCAGGCACAUGUGGAGGAGCUCCCUGCUAAGAAAGGGGCAGUGGAGGAUCUGAACUCAAGACACAAACAGAUAACACUUCCUGCUGACAAACAGGAUGACAUCAGGAUCAUCAACACUCGCUGGGCGCAGGUGUCCAAGCUUCUGCCUGAGCGUCAGCUGGAGAUCGAGGGUCUGCUGAAGGAGCUGGAGAAGCUUCAGGGUCAGCUGGACGACCUGUCAGCCUGGGCGUCCGACACCAGAACCACGCUAGAGCACAGCACAGAGGAGCCAGCGCCCAAGCUCGUCGAGGAAGUGCAAGUCAAGCAGCCAGAGGUGGAGUUUGUUUUGGAACGAGCCAAUCAACUGUACAAGGAAACUUCUGCCAGCCAAACUGUCACGGUGAAGUAUGUCAAGCUGAGAGAAGACUGGACUGUGAUCGUGGAGCUGGUGCGGCAGCAUAAGGAGAGGAUGGCUGCUCUUCUUGUGGCCAAAAAAGCCAAUGAAGGUCUGUUAGGAAGUUCCCAGCCUGAAUCUGCAGCACUGGCUCAGUUCAACAAGUCCUGGGCUGAGCUGACCGAUUGGCUGACCAUGCUGGAUAACAUGGUGCAGAACAAGCGUGUGGUGGUGGCUGACCUGGACGACAUCAACGACAACAUCAGCCAGCUCAAGGUGUCUCUGCAAGAGCUGGAACAGCGCCGCCCCCUCCUGGACAAACAGGUCACAGCAGCUCAGAACCUGAAGAACAAAACCAGCAACCAGGAGACCCGCAACGCCAUCACUGAACGCAUCGACAGGCUUCAGACUCACUGGGAGGACUCUCAGACCAAACUCUCAGAUAGAACAAAGCAGCUCCACAACAUGCUGCAGGACUCCACCAACUGGCUGGAUUCUAAGAAUGGGGUGGAUCAUCUCAUCAAGCAGGCCAGUGACAGGCUGGAGUCCUGGCAGGAGAUCACAUACACGGUGGAUGCUCUGAAGAAACAAAACGCUGAGCUGAAGCUCUUUGUGAAGGAUCUGCAGCAGUGGCAGGGUCAAGUGGAUGAAACCAACGCCCUGGCCAACAAACUGCUGACACUGUACGCCAAUGACGACACACACAAGGUCACCCAGGUUAACGACAACAUGGUGGCCACCUGGACACACAUCAACAAGCGUGUUUCGGACAGGGAGGCGGCUCUGGAAGCAGCUCUGAAGCUGCUGCAGCAGUUCUACCUCGACCUGGAGAAGUUCCUCAACUGGCUGACUGAGGCUGAGACAACUUGCAACGUGUUAAUAGAUGCUACCAACAAGGAGAGACUACAGGAGCAGCCUGAGGCAGCCAGGAACCUGCUGGCACAGUGGAAGGACCUCCAGGCAGAGAUUGACAACCACACAGAGCUGUAUCACUCCCUGGAUGAGAAUGGGCAGAGGAUUCUGACGUCGCUGGGGAACUCAGAGGACGCCACUCUGCUCCAGAGACGUCUGGACAACAUGAGCCAGCGAUGGAAUGACCUGCGCAACAAGACCCUCAGCAUGAGGGCUCACCUGGACUCUGAGAUGGCUCCAUGGAAGAGGCUCCACAUGUCUCUGCAGGAGCUGCUGAACUGGAUCAGGCUUAAAAGUCAACAGCUGGAGCAUGAGCCGCCUGUAGGGGGCGACGUCCCCGCCGUGCAGGCACAGCUGGACACACACCGGGGCUUCAGGAGAGACUUGAGAGCUAAAGAGCCUGUUGUGACCAAGGCACUAGACGAUGUGGGAAUCUUCCUGUCUGAACUGCCCCGAGACACACCAUCACCUGAGCAGAGAGAUAUCAGUCCAGAGGAGCGAGCCCAGAACGUGGGGCGAGUCCUGCGCAAGGAAGCAGACGACGUGAUAACCAAGUGGGACCGGCUCAACGCUGACUCGGCCGAAUGGCAGAGGAGGCUGGAGCUGGCUCUGCGUCGCCUGAUGGAGCUCCAGGAGGCGGAGGACUUGCUGGACGGACAGCUGAGGCAGGCGGAGAUGGUGAAGGAGGCGUGGGAACCUGUGGGAGACCUGCUGAUCGACUCACUGCCAGAGCACAUCGACAGAGUCAAGGAGUUCCAGGAUGAAAUUGCUCCUAUUCAGGAUGACGUAACACACAUGAACCAGCUGGUGUCCACUUUUGGUCCACCUGACAUCCACCUGUCGCCUAGCAACCUGGAACGCAUCGAAGAUCUCAACACACGCUGGAGACUGCUGCAGAUCUCCAUCACAGAACAUCUGAAGCAGCUGACGGACGCUCACAGGGACUUUGGCCUCCUUCACAGAUCUGUAGAGAGCCCCUUCGAGAAGGGCAUCUCCCCAAACAACGUGCCCUACUACAUAAAUGAGAAAGCUGGACCUGCCCAGAUGACCGAGACGCUCCACCAGACCCAGACAACAUGCUGGGACCAUCCCAAGAUGGCCGAGCUCUACCAGUCUCUGGCGGACCUGAACAAUGUUCGAUUCUCAGCCUACCGAACAGCCAUGAAACUCAGACGCCUGCAGAAGGCUCUGUGCUUGGAUCUACUGAGCAUGCCGAUGGCGUGCGAGGUGUUCGACCAGCACGGCCUGAAGCAGAACGAGCAGCUGCUGGAUAUCUCCCAGCUGGUCACCUGCCUGACCAGUCUGUACCAGCGGCUGGAGCAGACCCACUCCCACCUGGUCAAUGUCCCGCUGUGCGUCGACAUGUGCCUCAACUGGCUGCUCAACGUCUACGACACUGGCCGAACUGGAAAGAUCCGGACUCUUUCAUUCAAAACUGGAAUCAUUUCCCUCUGCAAGGCUCACCUGGAGGAUAAAUACAGAUUCUUGUUCAGGCAGGUUGCCAGUGCCACAGGUUUCUGCGACCAGCGUCGUCUGGGCCUCCUCCUCCACGAUUCCAUCCAGAUCCCCCGGCAGCUCGGCGAGGUCGCCUCCUUCGGCGGCUCCAACAUCGAGCCCUCCGUCCGCAGCUGCUUCCAGUUUGCCAACAACAAACCAGAGCUGGAGGCUGCCAUGUUCCUGGACUGGAUGCGUCUGGAGCCUCAGUCCAUGGUGUGGCUACCCGUCCUGCACCGCGUGGCCGCCGCCGAGACCGCCAAGCACCAGGCCAAGUGUAACAUCUGCAAGGAGUGUCCCAUCAUAGGCUUCAGAUAUCGGAGCCUGAAACAUUUCAACUAUGACAUUUGCCAAAGCUGCUUCUUCUCCGGUCGCGUCGCCAAGGGACAUAAGAUGCAGUACCCCAUGGUCGAGUACUGCACUCCGACUACAUCAGGGGAGGAUGUCAGGGACUUUGCCAAGGUGCUGAAGAACAAGUUCAGGACCAAGCGCUACUUUGCCAAACACCCACGCAUGGGCUACCUGCCUGUCCAGACCAUUCUGGAGGGAGACAACAUGGAAACUCCUGUCACUCUGAUCAACUUCUGGCCCGUAGACCAUGCGCCUGGAUCGUCCCCUCAGCUCUCACAUGACGACACACACACUCGGAUCGAGCACUACGCCAACCGGUUAGCAGAAAUGGAGAAUCGUAAUGGCUCUUAUCUGAAUGACAGUAUCUCACCCAAUGAGAGCAUCGAUGACGAGCACAUGUUGAUCCAGCACUACUGCCAGUCUCUGAACCAAGGCUCUCCUCUCAGCCAGCCCCGUAGCCCAGCCCAGAUCCUCAUCUCCAUGGAAACGGAGGAGAAGGGAGAGCUGGAGAGGGUCCUCAAUGACCUGGAGCAGGAGAACAGGAAGCUGCAAUCCGAGUACGACCGUCUGAAGAAGGCCCACGACAGGAAGGGCCUGUCCCCGCUGCCGUCGCCCCCGGAGAUGCUCCCGGUGUCACCGCAGAGCGCACGCGACGCCGAGCUAAUCGCAGAGGCCAAACUGCUGCGACAGCACAAAGGUCGUCUGGAAGCCCGAAUGCAGAUCCUGGAGGACCACAACAAACAGCUGGAGUCCCAACUGCACAGGCUGAGACAGCUACUGGAGCAGACGGAUUCCAAGGUGAACGGCACAGCUCUGUCCUCUCCCUCCACCUCGUCCCAGCGCUCCGACUCCUCCCUCCCUCUGCUCCGUGUGGCUGCCAGCCAGACUACUGAUACAAUGGGUGAUGAUGAGCUGUCCAGCCCUUCCCAAGAUGCAUCUGGGCUGGAGGAAGUGAUGGAACAGCUCAACAAUUCUUUCCCUCAUAGCCAGGGUCCCAGCAUUGGCAGUUUGUUCCACAUGGCCGAUGAUCUGGGCCGCGCCAUGGAGUCACUGGUCAACGUGAUGACAGACGAGCAGAGCGCCGAACAGCACGAGGCCCUGCCCUUCUGAUCCCGCCCCCGCCCAACCUUACUUCCUGCCUCCUCCCUCCCUCCCUCCCUCCCUCCUCCCCCUCCCUCCCUACCUAUCGCAUGCUUUUCUAGUCAAAACAACUGGAUUGGAAACACAGUUUACAAAGAGAAUAUAUAACGUCUAUUUUUGUGAAGGAUUGCGGUUCCAGCAACGACGCGUAAAAAACAAAAGAAAAAAAAAACAUUAUAACUUGUAGAUUUCAGUAGUUUCUUAAAACGUCCUGAAGUUGUUUUAUUAUUAACAGAGGCUGGUUUUUAAACUUCUAUGCAAUUGUAUAAAACAGGAGUGGGGGGGGGGGAGGGGGGAGACAAAGAAAGAUGAGAUACAAAUAAGUGUGUUCAGUGUGGUCGUAUAUUUGCCAUCUCUUUGUAAUUUGGGGAAACAGCAAAAGCAUUUCAGACAUUUGUAUCAAAAAAAGAAUGAUUGUAAAUCAUAAGGGUGCUUUCUAAGAGGAAAAUGUCUUUCUAUAACAGCGUACACUACUGUCAAGGUAAUGCAGGCAUCCUGGAUCUUUACAGUACGUUGUCUGUGAGACUGUGUGUGAGUUUGUGUAUGACUGUGUGAGUUUGUGUAUGACUGUGUGUGUGUGUGUGUGUGUGUGAGAGAGACAGAGAGUGUGUGUGGUGGUGCCUAACUUCCACAUAACAUUACAGCUUUUUUUUUUUUUUGCUUUGGCUGACAAACCUCAUGUUAUAUUUGAAUUAUUCAAUCAUUUACUCAUCCGUCCGCCCGUCCAUCCAUCCAUCCAUCCAUCUAUUCAUCUUCCCCAUUGUUAACAUCUCUAUGGCAACAGAUUUUAUACCUGUAUUUGUUUUCAGCUCAGUGUACUGUGUGCACAGACAGACAGAGUAAAAGGCGCGAUUCAGAACUGAGACAUGUCAACAAGGUCACUUGAAACAUAAUGCUUGUAAAAGGAAAUUAUUAGAUGCACAUCAUUUGUUAUUAGUCAUUUAAAAAAAACUAAGCUUAAAUCUUCUUUUUUUUCUAGAAUAGUGCAAAAACAAUCCAUGAAAUGGUGAUAAAGUACAAACUGUGAGUAGUAUCCAUGUUAUUUUUUAAUAACAGAAAAGUUCAACCUGCAUUUACAAUGGCCUGUCCCUGUUUGAAAUAUUAUUAUUAUAUUUUAGGCCACAAGCAAAUAUUUAUUGGCAUUAUCUUCCAGACUUGAUGUAAAUGUUACUUUACUCCAACAGCUGUGAGAAAAGCUGCAACUGAGCUGAGUCAUAGUAUGUUUGGCCAUGCAUAUUCAAAGGGGUACUCCAGUGAUUUAGUGUUGCUCUUCCAUAAAGCUGCGGUAAGAGACAGACUGAAAAAGAAAGAUCAAAAUCAAAGCAGCAGAGGCUGAGAUAUGCUGACUCUUAGCUCCAGAACUGUUGGAUACUGCCUAUGAUAACCCUGACUAGAGUUACACAGUAUCAUACAACUGUUUAGAUAUGUUGAGUAGCAUUUCCCAUGAGGAGCAAAAGGUCUUCAUGUGUAGUCAAUUAGGAGUGUACCCAGCUAUUAAUAGCUAUUAAUGCUAUGGAGCAAUGUUUUUAAGAGUCAAGUUAAUAAAUUGCAGAUUGUUUUAUGCUAUUCCACUUAUUGACAGUUGGUGGCGGUCCGCGCCAAGUAACGUAACAAUGUACAAACAAAGGCAGUGAAGAAGAAGACUGCAAGCUAACAACAAUAAUAAAUAAGGCAGGUUUCCAGUCCUUCAAAAUAUGGAUUCUGAAUAUGAUCCCUGAGGAAGGAAAUGUAUUCAACAUGUUUUUUUAGUCCUUAAGAAUACACACAAUGUGAUUUGGUGAAAAACUGUAAUCAUGACCUUGUUUACCAAAACCAAAUUCCACAGGUACCUUUAACUGAUGUUUCAAGUGGCUUCUUCAGUCACAGAUGUGAAAAUAACAUCUUCUCAGUAUUCUCUGUAGCCAGCAUAACUUUGUUAAUUUGAUGAUUAUCCUUGUAGAAGAAGAUUAGAGCUGCAUUUUUUAUGUCAUCUUCAGUUCUGCAUCGGGCCUUGACAGAAUCUUUGAAAAAUACAUUUUGGAGUGCAGUUGGAUGCAAAAAGCAAAUCUUCCUGAUUCUUGCACUGACAUGUAAAGUGAGGAUUUUAAUUCUAUCACUAAGAUGCUCUGAAAGUGUCUUUUUAAGGCCUGUUGAGUACAUACAGUACACUGUAUUGGUUUAUAAGUUGACAGUCUCUCCCUGUCAAAAGUACUGUAAGAGGAACUUAGAGGAAUGUUUUAUGAAUUUUUAAUUAGAAUCUGAGCACUACAGUGUUACAAGGCUGCUAGCUUGAGAUUAUUUUUGAGGAACAAAUAUUUGAGUUCUAGGAAGCCCAGUAACGCAAGCUCUACCUCGUGUGAAUUGUCCAAGUCCGGUUCGGAGACAAUUUCUCUACUGUACUCAAUCCUGCACUCCUCUCAGAUUGUUGAUUAUUAAUUGAUUAUUACUGGCUGAUUGAUUCACGUCAGAUAUCCUAAUCGCUCCGUACAUGUUCUACUGCACUGUAGGAGCCUCAAAUCUGAAUGUUUUAGAUGCAUUCACUGCAUUUCUCAUCUAUAUCAGAGAUUUUAUAUGACUCAAGUAUAAAAACAUUUUACACAAAUCAAAUGAAUCAGUGUGCACUACUGUCAUACCUGGAACAUACUAGAUAUUGUUUUCUGUGUGUGUUCAUUCUAAGAGUGUUACAUUUUGUCUUUGGUUAAAAGGGUAUUUUGUUUUGUGCUGUGUGAGGUGUUACGAUAUUAGCAUGUGUGACUAAAUAAAAUCCAUCCUAAUUUAAUGUAUAACCACUCAGAGAAGUCCGCGGUGAGCAUCACGGCGUUAUACACACGUGUGUUUUUGCCAUCAUAUUCUUGCAGCAUGAUCCAAGAGGUUUUCGUUUUGAUCCAGACACUGAAUUUGAUUGAUUUCUUUGUUUGUUUGUUUUUUCAUUUCUAACUUUUCAUUGUCACAUCAUUUUUCCAAUAACGCGUCAAUACUUCACAACAUAUCAGAUUCCACCAAAUAUAUGCCUUACUACUGUAUUAUAAAAUGCUUUACUGUAUAUCAAUAAAGCACGCAGUUAUGUUGA
Molecule: messenger RNA, 14526 nt
Organism: Thunnus maccoyii (southern bluefin tuna)
Lineage: Eukaryota; Metazoa; Chordata; Actinopteri; Scombriformes; Scombridae
Gene: dmd
Product: dystrophin
Exons: 83
Coding region: 486-11447 (3653 amino acids)
Biological process (GO): synaptic signaling
Cellular component (GO): plasma membrane
Molecular function (GO): zinc ion binding; protein binding
Source: RefSeq, a predicted model, not a curated record